CGCAAGGCCGUUGUGCAUUUUGGAGGGGAUACGCUGGAACAGCUAGGGGGGGUCAGCUUUGCCAAGUAGUGGAUCCCAGCUUCCCUCUACUUGUGAACGAAACCCACGGCUCCGAUAGCUUGCAACAUUUCAGUUGCUUUGGUUCCACCAGACCGAUACGAACGGCAAACGGUGCGCAAGUGGGCGUCACGCCGUACGUGAUAAUGCACAUCAACAACAUAUCGAUACAAAGCAACUGGUAACGCAUCUCCAAGUACUCGCAGGUUAUAUCAAGACACAAACAGCAAAAAAUCUCACAGUUCAAACAAAUUUCCUACAUUCCAACUGGAAAUUAUAACCGUUUUCCAUCGACGAAGAUUUCCGAUUAUUUUAUAAAACUUUUAUGUGGCCUACGGAAACAAUUCAACGGGUUUUUUUCCUUAACAGUGUCAAAUCAGACUUGGUAUCUUUCUGCACAUAAGUCUUUGUUGAAAACACGUUUGUGAACCUGACAUAAAAGAACCUUAUCUUCGGAUUAUCUUUGUAGUGAUGUUUUUAUGUAAACUUUCUCUUUUUGAUCUCCCAACAAGUGGACUGAAACUGGAGCGCAUUAGGAAGUUUCUUGGAGUUUCCUCUUCGGAAUCCAACUUGUAAACAUCGCGUAGCGCUGGGACGCUUGGAAGAACUUUAACUGUACGUCAACUUUGCAAGAAAACAGCGACUAUUUGCUAUUCUUAACUAAAGUAUCGUGUGGGCUCUUAAUUCUUUUCGACACCGUACGUGCUGUUAGCAAAUAAAUGUAUUUAUAAAUCUGAGAUUCAAAAACAACAUUUUUAUCGUGGAAUGUUCCGUAGAUAUUCUGCAGUCAUAAUAAAUAGCUCCAGCUGCAAUUUAAACGAAAUUCUAACAAGAACGAGUUUUGAGAGUAUUUUCAAAACAAAGUCCAUUGUGAGUAACACAAUCUGAGGCUAUAUAUUUAUAUAAUUUAAGUGCCCACUUGAAGAGUUCUUCAUUUUGAGUGACCUUCAUAAGUUCUGAAUUCGAUCAGAUAUCAAAGUAGUAGUUCGGUGUACGCAAACAAAAUUAUUUGCACCUUGUUCCCCUCCCUUCACCACGCCCACUUGCUGUUGUGUGGUCCCGGACAGGUGUCGGUGUUCCCCAGUGUGACUUGUUGCAAGGUCAGUCCACGAUAAUUCCUGCUUCUACAUUUAAAAACUUGCGCAACCACAUCAAAAUUAAUUAAUUAUUUUACGAAUAAAACAGAUCAGUGUAUUAUUGCAUAUCAUCCCGUUAAUAUUAAGUUGUGCCAAAUUUAUUACAAAAGACGAAUAUAAAAACUAAUAAUAGGAGUUUGAUGUGGAUUUGCGGUGUGAAAUAGAUGUUUUGAUGGAAAUUAGGCUAAGUGACUUUCUCCAUCGGGACAAUCAAUGAAGUGUAAGUGUGCGUGUGUGUUUUUGGUGCGCGCGGUAUGUCUUCCACAGUGCAAUACAAAAAACUAAGGAUGGGAUUCCGCCAGAUAAUUUUGUUAUGUAAAUCAUUACUGGUGUGAGGCUUAAGAUAAGAGACUACAAGCGAAAGACAUUACUGGUGUGCCAUGUACUGUACCUGGUGCGCCAUGGUGCGUAUCCGACGUGGACUUGUGUGGUGGCCGCUACUCAUCAUUCUCGGCUGGUGUGCAGGGCUGCAAGAUCACGGCUUCGACCUGGGCUCUGCAGUUCCUCCUCAUUCGCACGCUCUGACCAGUGACGUGGACCCAGAUUUCAACGAACCCAUCAAGAAUGUAACAGUACCUGUGGGGCGCGAAGCGAUUCUCAGCUGUUUAGUCACUGAACUAGGCCAUUACAAGGUGGGAUGGAUGAAGGCGGAGGACCAGACGAUCUUGACGCUUCACAACAAAGUCGUGACGCACAAUUCACGGAUCAGCGUGACGCACGACAAUCACCGCACGUGGCAGCUCCACAUCCGUCAGGUGAAGGAGUCUGAUCGGGGUUGCUACAUGUGUCAGAUCAACACCAACGUCAUGAAGAAGCAGGUCGGCUGCGUAGACGUCCACGUGCCACCUGACAUUACUGACGAGGAAACGAGCUCCGACCUCACCGUGCGGGAGGGUGAGAACGCCACGAUGAUGUGUCGCGCAACGGGACACCCAGUGCCCCGCAUUCUCUGGCGCCGUGAGGACGGCGAGGGCUUGAUCCUCAGGAAGGGUCUCAGGGACGUGACGAAAGUGGAUACUUUCAGUGGGGACACGUUAACACUCGUGAAGCUGGAUAGAAGGCAAAUGGGCGCUUAUCUGUGCAUAGCUUCAAAUGAUGUACCACCAGCAGUUAGCAAGCGCAUUACACUCAACGUAAACUUUGCCCCAGUGGUCAAAGUUCCGAAUCAGCUGCUUGGGGCGCCACUUGGGACAAACGUUUCCCUGGAGUGCCACGUUGAGGCGUUCCCCAACACCAUCAACUACUGGCUGAAGAACAGAGGAGAAAUGCUAUUAGACGGGACUAAACAUUCGAUUGUGGAGAAUCGAACGGCGUACAAGGUGCACCUGAAGCUGACGAUCAACCAAUUCAGCAGUCGGGACCUGGGAACGUACAUGUGCGUGUCCACCAACUCGCUGGGGCACGCCGAAGGCACAGUCCGACUCUACGAAAUCAAGGUAGCAACGCCUUUGCCCAUCGGAUCAACUGAAAAUCAAGUAGUGACAGUAUCAGUUCCAGAAGUCGAGGUUACUGGUGCUGGAGGCUUGAAUGAUGCAGCCAAUGACAUUAUUCAUACAACGAUCGCCCCAAUGCAGUCCAUGAUGGAAGAAUCGGUACUCGACCAAAGCUCAACUAUGCAGGACGUCCAGGCCGAGAGAGGAGUGAACUCUGGAGCACAACGGGGCGCAGCCUGUCGGGUGCUGGCAACAUUCAUGGCCCCUUUCCUGUCCGUGCUUGUUCAUGUGGUCAGAUGACAAUGCCAGGCUGUCUUGGGUGCACUCAAAUAAGUGUGUCUUGUGUAUAUGUGCAUUUAUAAUAUCAACAACGUACGCUAGAAGACAAGACUCAGAGGCGAUCGCAUUAAACGUCAUUUAAUGACGAUAGUCCACAGGGAAUGAGAGGAAUUUAUGAAAAUAAACUUUCGUCUUAAUGAUAGUUCACUAUUACGUACGUGAGCGUGUGUAAGAAUAAACGUAAAUUUGUUUUUAUUAUAACACAACAUUCAAUAAUCAGAAGAACAAAAAUUAACAUACAUUUUAGAAAAUCGAAAUUAGGAAGAUGAGUAUAUGUGAUUCGUGACAAUGUAUAGCUAAUUUUAAAGGAUAAGAUCCAAUAGGAUUAUUUGCAUUUAUACAGCGACAUCUGCAUCGCAGCAUUUACGUGAGUAAUGUUUGUAUUAUUACAUGUUUCGUAGACCCGGACAAAUAAAAUUAAAAGGAACUUUUCAUUAUUCCUUCCACAAGAAAAAGGCAGUUCAGUUAUGGCUAUCUGCACCCGUAACCGGGCGAGUGGAAAUGCGUAAAAAAGAACGAAUUAAUCAGAACCUACAAAGAUGGUCACAAAAAGUGUGACAUUUCGUCACGAAGACAAUUAAUUUGUAAACAUUAUAUUCUAAUGCGAAGAGAGGUCCUUAUAAAGACAGAAGAACGUUGCUGGCUCUAUUUCUUACACAUCCCCUGUAUAAAUCAAAUUAUACAGGAUUUAUAAAAAAAAUGUAACACACACAGUAUUAUAAUGUCGUACAUCCUGUAUUAAACAUCAAGGAAAAAACAGCAGCAUAUGAAUCGCUUGAAAGUGCUGGGGUGAUAAAGAUUACAUCCAACAACGAAUAAUUUGUCUAACAAAAUUCAGUGAAGCAUUUAGAACAUUUAGUUCCUGCAACGCUAAUCUCGAUGCUGGAGUAUGAAACUCCUACUAAAAGACCAGUCUUGCAUUCCAGAAAACACACCAGAAAUAAUACAGACAAAUUUAAGGGACUUCGUAACUGAAGUCACCUGAUAUCAUAUAUGUAAGAACUAAAGGAAAUCGUCCAACGAUAACAGGAAAAAAGUAAUUGUUACAAGGACCACUGGACUGUCAACGUAGACUCUUCAUUAUUACGCUUCCUGCGAAACAAGUGAAAGUUGUGGGUUUCAUGUUUGACACAGCUCAUAAACACGAAGGAACCCUCCAAUGGUUCCAAAACAUCAGAAUCACCCCUAGCGCAGUCUUUCAGUUCAUAUCCUAGUUAAUAGAUCAAACAUAUCAAAACGACGGAAGACGCAAGAUUAGUGAGAGGUUUAGCAUAUCUCAGUGCAAUGAAGCAGACCCACAAAAUAUAUCCUUACGAAAAAAAAAAAUAACAGCCUGACCACAGUAUACCAGUAUAACUACAAAUAAUUUGCAUGACGAAUUUUAAGUGUGGUUUUAACAGCAAAAGUAAUUAACUAUGUAAAGGGACGAUAAAAGAAAAGACAAAAAAUGCUUCCGAAACAUAAGUAUGUACUUUGAAAUGGAAAUAAAUAUUUGGGACGUACCUGAAAAAUA
Messenger RNA from Zootermopsis nevadensis, 4478 nucleotides. Its product is annotated as lachesin. Lineage: Eukaryota; Metazoa; Arthropoda; Insecta; Blattodea; Termopsidae. Gene Ontology annotation, cellular component: neuron projection. The record is from RefSeq and is a predicted model, not a curated record.